GUCCUGGUACGCGUCGUUCCCCGCUCUAGCUAGUAGGCAGCUAGCUAGCGCUGUUCCAUCUGAUCUGAACACCGUGAUAUGAUCCGUGGUUCUUGUCCAUCAGGCAACAGGAGGAGAGAGGUGGCCAUCGCCGCUGGCGUGCCGGAGCUGACCCCGCGCGAGCUCAAGGAGGCGACCGCCAAGUUCUCGGCCUCGAGGCUCAUCGGGCGCGGCGAGCACGCCGAGGUGUUCAGGGCGACGCUGCGGGGCGGCAGGGCCGCCGCCGCCAAGAGGCUCAUCAGGGCGCCGCCCGCCGCCGCCGGGAUCCUGCGGGAGCAGGUCGCGGCCGCUUCGAAGCUCCGGCACGAGAACGUGGUCCGGCUGCUCGGCUACAGCAUCACCGCCGGCCUCCCCGUGCUGCUCUACGAGCUCGCCGACGUGGGCACCCUCCACGACGUCCUGCACGGUACGCGACCGCCGCUGGCAGGGCCGAGGGGGGCGCCAGCGCCGGCCAGCACGAGCAUCCGCCGGCCGCCGCCGGCGACCGCGACGCUGGGCUGGGAGCAGCGCGUGCGGAUCGCGCUGGACGCUGCGGCGGGGCUGGCGUACCUGCACGCGGCGGCGGUGACGCACCGAGGCGUCCGGUCCACCAGCGUCCUGCUGUUCCAGGGCUUCAGGGCCAAGAUCGCCGAGCACGACGUGUUCAAGCAGAAGCAGCAGCUGGCUGAUCAGGACCUCACCCAAACCGUGAUCCGGUAUGUGCCCGACACCGAGGUCGGGUACUACCAUCCGAUGGAGCUCAUGUGCUCAGGACGUAAGAUGGACGUGUUCAGCUUCGGGGUGGUGCUUCUGGAGCUCCUGACAGGGAGGAAGCCUCACGACAACACGUUGCCAGGGACAAGGGUUCAGCAAUUCCUCAUGUUCUGGGCACGUCCAUUGCUGGCUCAAGGCAGAGUCGAGGAAUGCAUCGACCCCAAGCUUGGCGAUCAGUACCCUCCUGCCGGAGCUCUCAAGCUCGGGAGAAUAGCUUUGCAGUGCCUGCAGGAUCACCCGGCCAGCCGCCCGUCCAUGGACACCGUGGUCCGAUUGAUCAACCGCGACGUCGUCGUGCGAGACCAGCGUGGCGCGAGGGUCUGAUGGGCGCAUGGUGAUGGUGGUGACUUUGUCCAGCGGCAGCACAGGUUGCAGAAGAGAAUCCUUAGUGUGAGGCCAUGAUAACUUUUGGCUCAACUAAUGUUAGUAGUCCUAAGAGUCUAAUUAAGAGAGUUAUCGGUGAUGUUAAUUUUUAUCUGGAUCUCUAGAAGAGUGGUGUGUACGUAGUCCAUCUCC
Molecule: messenger RNA, 1308 nt
Organism: Panicum virgatum (switchgrass)
Lineage: Eukaryota; Viridiplantae; Streptophyta; Magnoliopsida; Poales; Poaceae
Product: PTI1-like tyrosine-protein kinase 3
Exons: 4
Coding region: 79-1116 (345 amino acids)
Biological process (GO): protein phosphorylation
Molecular function (GO): protein kinase activity; ATP binding
Source: RefSeq, a predicted model, not a curated record